CCUGUGAGCCUGAAGCCUCUUGUAGCCACCAGCACGGCUCCCCGGCGUUACUCUGCGCUCUUUCCUAGGCGGGCGGCGCUGCUUGGAGGCCCGGACUGCGCGGGGCUGGGGAGGCCGGGUGCCGGCCGCGCGCGGGGCCUCGGCGCUGCAGAGUCGGCGCAACAGAGUUUCCAGAAAGAACUAGCCAAGCUCUCCUGGACGCCGGAUCGGACUCAGGGAGAGAACCAGCCGUUUGACUGAAACUUGGGGCCGAUCUUCUGGGGCUGAAGGAGGCGGGGGGUGCGGAGGAGAACGAGGCGACGGCGGCCAGCGGAGCCUCGAGGCGAGGAGGCGGAACAGCACCGACGAGGCGGCGGCCCGGGCGUGCAGGCGGCGGCGUCCGGUUCUCUCCUGGCGGAAGCCGGACUUGGAACGGACAACGCGCGCAUCGCGGUGCGCCGGGGCGCCGGGAGACUUAAGCAAACUUUGAAGGGUAAGCGGAGACGCUCACCCUUUCCUAGGCGUGGAGAAAACCACACCGUUACGUCUCGGCCGGGAGGGUAAGACGACCCCCUCGGAAUCCCCAACCCAGGCCGAAGAGUUUGGGCCCCCAGCGGCCGCGUGAGUGCCACGCGGAGGCGGCUGCGGCGCCCCACGGCUGGCGGCCUCGUCCCCGCGGCGCCCACGGCCCGGCCUCGGCGCCGGUAGGACUCUCAUGCGCCGGGCUCGGCGGCGCCUGCCAGCAUCCAAGCCUCUCCCAGGAGCUUCGUCUCUUCCCUCCAGCUGAGACUGCCGCUGCACCCGCGGCCGGCGAUGCGGGACCCCGGCACCGCGGCGUCGCGCUCGCCCCUGGGCCUGUGCGCCUUAGUGCUGGCGCUGCUGGGCGCCCUGCCCGCGGGCACCUGGGCGCAGCUGUACCACGGCGAGAAGGGCAUAUCGGUGCCGGACCACGGCUUCUGCCAGCCCAUCUCCAUCCCGCUGUGCACGGACAUCGCCUACAACCAGACUAUCCUGCCCAACCUGCUGGGCCACACGAACCAAGAGGACGCGGGCCUCGAGGUGCACCAGUUCUACCCUCUGGUGAAGGUGCAAUGUUCCCCGGAACUGCGCUUCUUCUUGUGCUCCAUGUACGCGCCCGUGUGCACGGUGCUGGACCAAGCCAUCCCGCCGUGCCGCUCCCUGUGCGAGCGUGCCCGCCAGGGUUGCGAGGCGCUCAUGAACAAGUUCGGCUUCCAGUGGCCUGAGCGGCUGCGCUGCGAGCACUUCCCGGUGCACGGAGCGGGAGAGAUCUGCGUGGGCCAGAACACGUCCGACGGCUCCGGGGGCGCGGGCGGCAAUCCCACCGCCUAUCCUACUGCUUCCUACCCGCAGGACCUGCCUUUCACUGCGCACCCCCCCCUAGAUGGCCGAGGCCGCCCCUCUUUCCCUUUCUCGUGCCCGCGCCAGCUCAAGGUGCCCCCCUACCUGGGCUACCGCUUCCUAGGUGAGCGAGACUGCGGUGCCCCGUGCGAGCCGGGCCGGGCUAACGGCCUCAUGUACUUUAAAGAGGAGGAGAGGCGCUUCGCCCGGCUCUGGGUGGGCGUGUGGUCCGUGCUUUGCUGCGCCUCGACGCUCUUCACCGUGCUCACCUACCUAGUGGACAUGCGGCGCUUCAGCUACCCAGAGCGGCCCAUCAUCUUCCUAUCGGGCUGCUACUUCAUGGUGGCCGUGGCGCACGUGGCGGGCUUUCUCCUGGAGGACCGUGCGGUGUGCGUGGAGCGCUUCUCGGAUGAUGGCUACCGCACGGUGGCGCAGGGCACCAAGAAGGAGGGCUGCACCAUCCUCUUCAUGGUGCUCUACUUCUUCGGCAUGGCCAGCUCCAUCUGGUGGGUCAUUCUGUCCCUCACUUGGUUCCUGGCGGCCGGCAUGAAGUGGGGCCACGAGGCCAUAGAGGCCAACUCGCAGUACUUUCACCUGGCUGCGUGGGCUGUGCCCGCGGUCAAGACCAUCACCAUCCUGGCCAUGGGCCAGGUGGACGGGGACCUGCUCAGCGGGGUGUGCUACGUGGGCCUGUCGAGCGUGGAUGCGCUGCGGGGCUUUGUACUGGCGCCCCUGUUCGUCUACCUCUUCAUCGGCACGUCCUUCCUGCUGGCGGGCUUUGUGUCUCUCUUCCGCAUCCGCACCAUCAUGAAACACGACGGCACUAAGACGGAGAAGCUGGAGAAGCUCAUGGUGCGCAUCGGCGUCUUCAGCGUGCUCUACACCGUGCCGGCCACUAUAGUGCUGGCCUGCUACUUCUACGAGCAGGCCUUCCGCGAGCACUGGGAGCGCACCUGGCUCCUGCAGACCUGCAAGAGCUACGCGGUGCCCUGCCCGCCAGGCCACUUCCCGCCCAUGAGCCCUGACUUCACAGUCUUCAUGAUCAAGUACCUGAUGACCAUGAUCGUGGGCAUCACCACUGGCUUUUGGAUCUGGUCAGGCAAGACCCUGCAGUCCUGGCGUCGCUUCUACCACAGACUCAGCCACAGCAGUAAGGGGGAGACUGCAGUAUGAACCCCGGCCCCUCCCCCACCCUUGCCACUCCACCCCCUUGCUGGAGGAGAGGCUCGGUAGGGAAAGAACAACUGCUUGGGGGAGGAGGCUUGUUUUCGAAGCCUACCCCCUCCACCUGGAAGUGAGAAGUUACUUGGAAGUGAGAGAUUUGCGGUGAGAAAGGUGGUUUUGAGAGGAGGUCUGAGUUUUGAUAAAGCGGUUUGGAUGAAAAGACUUGUGGCAGAGACUUGCAAGAUGAUGCUAACUGGGAAACGUUUGGGCCGGCUAGGGCCUAUGGGAAAAGCUGAGGUCUGCGGACUGCUGUGAGUUCUUCCUGGUGCCGGAGCUGAGCUGGGGCUGGGAGUGCAUCCCCUGCUGCAAGGCAAGCGGCUGGCCUCACUCCUGGGAGGCAGGGGGGAAAAGGUACAGCCGCGUCUGCAGCCGCAGCUUUGUGGCGAAGAGGGCAGACCCCCUGCGGUGCCCUUGUCAAGCGGUGGUCAAACCAUAAUCUCUUUUCACUAGGGCCAAACCUGAACCCAGAUGGGUUAAUUUCUAGGGUCAGACAUUACAAUCCCUCCUCCCCGGCCUCCUCCCGCCUGUUUUUUCCUCCCCUACUCCUUUCAAGUCUUGUAAAAUAAGCAUUUGGGAGGCCUGCCUGCUAGAAUCCUAAUGUGAAGAUGGAGAGAAAUGACGGUAGCAUUUUCAAGAUGAGGCUAAAGAGAACAGUAGUAGAUAUUUCUGCUACCCUUUCAUUUCCUAGGAAAGGCAGGAGGCAGAAGGAAGAGUGUUUUGUUUGGUUUAAUACUCUGAAAAGAAGUGAUGACUUGUUGCUUUUCAAAACAGGAAUGCAUUUUCCCCCUUGUCUUUGUUGUAAGAGACAAAAGAAACAAAAGUGUCUCCCUGUGGAAAGGCGUAACUGUGAAGACAGCAAUUUUUAUAGGCAAAGCAGCACAAAUCUGAGGUUUCCCCUUGGUGUUAAUUUGAUUGAGGUAAACAUUCCUUUUUAAGGAAAAGUGGAGGGCAGUGUGCUUUCGUACCCAUUCUGCCAGAGGUUCUGAUUCGGAUCAAGGAAAGCAAGGAGCUUCCUUGUUUGUUUUAAACACAUUUAACUCAGAAUACAUGAUCUAACAGGCUCUGUUCAAGUGUUUAGUAAAAUCUCUGCUUUCACCCCCCCAACCCCUUGCUAGAAGCCUAGAUUUAGUUUCUAUUUUUUCCCGUCUAAUUUGUAUCCUUCAAGAUAAAAGAAAGUGCAUGCUCGCAGCAUCAUAAUAAAGUUUGAGUUUUUUUAAAGUUAAAAAUCCAUUUUGCCCACAUUUUUUUCUUCAUUCCAUAAAUGUGUUUCUAGAAUACAUGUGCUGACCCUGCCUCUGGUUGGGUGGAGAGGUGAUCUGCAGAAAUGAUAGUGAUGGAAGAGGAAAGUUUGAACCAUUUUUAAAGAAAGUCAUUAGAGGAAGGUAAACUUCAAAGUGAUUCUGGAGUUCUUUGAAAUGUGGUAGAAGACUUAAAUUUAUUAAUCUUAAAUCAUGUACUUUUUUUCUGUAAUAGAAGUCUGGUUCCUUGGCAUAAUGGUGUAAAGCUGAGCAAAGGAUCAUGGGAGCUAAGCUUUACACCACCUUUGACACUGCUCUUGGAUCUUGCAACACGGUCCUGUUUCUCAGAACAGUUUUUAAAUGCCAAUCGGGGUACUGUCAAGAGUUCAAAUUCCACUAUCUGUGUGAGCUAGGUUGAAUAGAGCUGCUUUUACAGUAAAGUUAAAAUUGAUCUUGUAUUUCUUUUUUUUUUUUUUUUUCGGUUUUUUUUGAGACAGGAUUUCUCUGUAGCCCCAGCUGUCCUGGAACUCACUAUGUAGACCAGGCUGGCCUUGAACUCACAGAGAUUCACCUGCCUCUGCCUCCCGAGUGCUGGGAUUAAAGGCGUGUGCCACCACGCCCGGCUUGAUCUUGUAUUAAACCUUCAAAAUUAUCUCACGUGUCAGAAUUUUUCAAACUGUCACUGCACAGGUUUUUGGCAUCUUUUGUGUUGUAUCUCAUAAUUGCAUGUGAAAUUUGUAAAAUAGAGACAGUGCAGUAUGUAUAUUUUGUAAAUCUCCCAUUUUUGUAAGAAAAUAUAUAUUGUAUUUAUACAUUUUUACUUUGGAUUUUUGUUUUAUUUUGCCUUUGAAGAUCUGCAAUGAAACCCCACUUUAUCACAUGUACAGAUCACAAAUAAAUUUUUUAAAAAA
Molecule: messenger RNA, 4711 nt
Organism: Nannospalax galili (Upper Galilee mountains blind mole rat)
Lineage: Eukaryota; Metazoa; Chordata; Mammalia; Rodentia; Spalacidae
Gene: Fzd7
Product: frizzled class receptor 7
Exons: 1
Coding region: 793-2511 (572 amino acids)
Biological process (GO): non-canonical Wnt signaling pathway; canonical Wnt signaling pathway
Cellular component (GO): plasma membrane
Molecular function (GO): Wnt-protein binding; Wnt receptor activity
Source: RefSeq, a predicted model, not a curated record